This is a messenger RNA of Symbiodinium necroappetens, 1797 nucleotides long. The record is from the annotation of a GenBank genome assembly. NCBI's taxonomy places the organism in Eukaryota, Dinophyceae, Suessiales, Symbiodiniaceae.
AUGGGCAGCGGCUCCAGCUCAGCCAAGCCUCCGCCGGAAGUGAGCGUUCCCGUGGUGCCGCAGCCACGAGAACCCGAGCUUCAAGACCAGACUGCAGCUGGGCCCGGACAUCGUGCGGCCAGCCUUCGAAGAGUUCAGGCUGCACGCAAGGCACUUGUCGCGAUCCAGUGCCACCAAGGUGCGACGAGUGCAAGCCGUGGAAGCCCGGUUCGUGCGAAAGUUUCGAUGUUUCUGUGGAGCGGGAGCCGCAUGCUGGAGAAGGAGGUUGUGGCAUCAACCGUGGGAGAGCUCAUUCGCGCGGCCAGGGACACGCUGGAUGUAGAUGUUGAUGUGAUCUGUGAGGGUGUAGAACUGCAGCACAUGCCUGCAGAUCUUGGGCUGUACGAUGGCGUCUGCCGCUCGUUUCCUGCAACGCUUCAGGCAUAUGCUGCAGGAAGUACGGAGCGUGCAAAGUGGCUGGAGAACCUGUUGGAACUUCAAAUAGACUCAGUCAGACGGCUGGUGUAUGGGUGUUGGUGGGGUUCAAUCAACUUUGGCUGCCACAGUGAUUGCGAGACUCUCUUGAGUCGGAGCAAGAGCGCACAGAGAGCACGUAAGUCUCAUCCCGACGUUCCUGAGCCUGAGCCCGAGCUGGUCUCGCUUGUCCGAGAUCUCCAAGAAGAACUUAUAGAGUCGGUGGGACCAAAUGGGUUCAGUGCACUGGAGACCGCAAUCGAGAGUGGUGAUGCAAAUCUUUGCAGAAUUCUGGUCGAAGCCAGGGCAAAUCUGGAAAACUCCCUCGACCGAGCCCUUGUCAGGUUAGAUCAUGGCCAUGGACAGAAUGGCCAGAAUGGCCAGAAUGUUGAAGACGUCUGCAGGAUUCUUUGGCGUGACGGAGUUGAAAUUGAAUCCUUUGAGGCCUGGAAAUCCAAGAAGCCGUGGGAGCGCUGUCUGCGAGCCGCUGCUACAGGCUGCACUUGGCUGGUAAAGGACCUUCUUCAGAAAGAAAAGCUGAAGUUUGAAGAUGUGGUCUGUCCGCGAACCCAGUGGAAUUUGACUUUGGAGGCUGCACUAACAUCCAAUGGAUCUCUUAUGGAGCUUGCAAUGCAAAACGGCAAGAACGUCACGAAAUGCGAUAGAAGUGGCCGCAGUGCGCUCCACUACGCUGCCUUGCAAGGGGAUGAGCAGUUGCUGGUGAUGAUAGCAGAGGGCCUCGGCCAAUGCGCGUUGGAUCAUCUUGACAGCGCUGACGAGCUAGGCAGAACGCCUCUUUGGUAUGCUGCUGGAGGUGGUCAUGCCGCGGUUUGUUCUUGGCUUUGUUCUCGACGAUGUGAUCCUGCGAAGCGCGAUAUUGAAGGCACAAGUGCCUACUUUCAAGCCGUGUGUUCAUCUCGCAAUGAACCUGUGCUUGCAAGUCUUUUUCCUGGCAAACCUUGCUUGGUUCAGCAGUUUUUCGACUACACGGCGGAUGACAAAGGGUUGACGUUAUGGCAUGCCGCUGCCAUGACAAACGCCGUUUCUGCCGUGGAGUGGAUGGUCCAGCAUGCCGAAUCCCCUUCUGAUAUACUGUGUCGAGAGUCUAUGGAGGGCGACACACCGCUGCUCCGGGCGACCAUGGAAGGCCAUGCGGAAAUGGCACUCCUUUUGAUUGCGCUAAGGGCAGACCCUGGGCUGCGGGCCCCGGGUUCUCCCAGAGACUGGGCGGAAGUACUGCCCCUCCCCGAGCUGCAGAACACUUUCUGGAGACACAGAAACGAAAUUGCUGAUGCAGGAUGGGCGGUGCGAUGGAAUGCCUACAGACUCGCAGCAAAGCCUUGA